AUGCUGGCCGGGGCAAUAGGCUGGAGCGACAACCCGCCCGUGCUCGACGGGACAGCACUGUCAGAAACGUAUACUAACUUUUCAAACUACGGCUUCGUCAGCAUCCCCAGCGACUCGGACAUGGCCAGUGCAAUCUCUUCGUUCAUGGUGGGCGCCAUUGCCAUCAUGGACGGGUCGAAUGCCCUGACGCGGAAGAAUGUGACUGACGGCGAAAUGCCCAUUGAUGCCCAGAUCCUUCGUGUUCAGUGGAGAUACGCUGGGUCUAUUUUGGCGGUUAUUCCGUUUAUCCACUUCCGGACGCUCAUGGCCGUCAUUGUCUGGGCGAACAAGGCGAUCAUCAAGGAUGACACUCACCUUGCCAUUGCGAAGCUCUACCAUACGUUUCUCUCGCAGCUGGGUGAUGGCGGAUGUUUGCUACGUGGGGACGAAAUCGUCCAGGCUCUCCAUAAUCCCCAGGUGGCGUAUGGUUGGAGGCCCAGUCGUGAACAUGAUGGUGCCAUGCAUGUGGAUGUGUUUGAGAAAGGAAGGGAUGGACUCAGGGCCGAGGGGCCGUUUGUUGAAGGCUGGUAUGAUGGAAGCAGCAAGAUAAGAAACAACAAAUCCAUCAAGAUUGGAGAUGGUCUUGGCCAGAGGCGGAGGUAUCGGGACGUCGACGCGGCGGAGUAUGUCUUGAGACGAUUCGAGCGCCGGGAUUGGAUCAUUGGAAUUGUUGUCUUGCACUGCUCGAACCGAAGGACUUAUGUUCGCCGAAACUUCGCCAUCUGA
This is a messenger RNA of Capronia coronata CBS 617.96, 765 nucleotides long. RefSeq lists its product as uncharacterized. The record is from RefSeq and is a predicted model, not a curated record. NCBI's taxonomy places the organism in Eukaryota, Fungi, Ascomycota, Eurotiomycetes, Chaetothyriales, Herpotrichiellaceae. The transcript has a single exon. Bases 1 to 765 code for a protein of 254 amino acids.